This is a messenger RNA of Lachancea lanzarotensis, 690 nucleotides long. It is a transcript of the gene SPC25, whose product is annotated as LALA0S11e01838g1_1. NCBI's taxonomy places the organism in Eukaryota, Fungi, Ascomycota, Saccharomycetes, Saccharomycetales, Saccharomycetaceae. The record is from RefSeq and is a predicted model, not a curated record. Bases 1 to 690 code for a protein of 229 amino acids. Gene Ontology annotation, cellular component: Ndc80 complex. Gene Ontology annotation, biological process: chromosome segregation. The transcript is spliced from 2 exons.
AUGGUGAUCAGUGAGUUCCCAAAACUUCAAGAUGAGAUGGAGACAUUUCAGGAAAAACUCCGGCUUGCUUUAGAGAAACACAAGCUUACUUUGAUGGAAGUCAUCGAAACAUACAAAGAAGACGUUGACGGCCUUCAAGUACAGCAACAAAAGUCUCAUGCGAGACUUGAUCAGCUUAUGGAAGAUGAAAGACUAUUGAAGAGCGAGAUUGAGAGUUUUGAACGGGAAAAAGAUGAGAGCGCUGCUAAAAUAGAGGUAUUCAGACUUCGCAAACAGCAACUUGAUGGCGAAAGAGCAGCUUUGGCGGAUGAUUCAGCUCAGUUACAACUACUUUUGGCCCAGAAACAUGACGAUGUACGACAGAAAAGACAGCAGCUCCAACAACAACAACAGCGUGAUAUUGCCGAGGCAAAUGUCUACAGUGAGCUACUCGGUCUAGAAAUCGAGGCGCCAGUACCGCAGGUCUUGCAGUUUGUUUUUCGUAGAGUACUGGAGUCUGAUCCUAGUGCAUCGUGUGAAAUUAACCUCGAUCUGUCUCAGGAAAGCUACAAAGUGAUAGAUUCCAGACCCAAACUUUCACCACAGGUUCUAAGUGACCUUUCAGUACAUCUAAAUGAUACUGGAGACCUAGGCGCGUUUCUCAAGGGGAGUAGAGCCGCUUUGAUUCGGGCUCUAGACGGCGGAUCGUAG